Saccoglossus kowalevskii is the source of this 1674-nucleotide messenger RNA. RefSeq names its product sodium-dependent multivitamin transporter-like. NCBI's taxonomy places the organism in Eukaryota, Metazoa, Hemichordata, Enteropneusta, Harrimaniidae. Gene Ontology annotation, biological process: transmembrane transport; sodium ion transport. Gene Ontology annotation, molecular function: symporter activity. The record is from RefSeq and is a predicted model, not a curated record. Gene Ontology annotation, cellular component: membrane.
AUGUCUACAGAAGCCAUUCCAUUUCAUCCGAUAGAUAAAGUAAUUUUCGCUGCCAUGUUAGCCGUUUCAGCCUUCACUGGUAUAUAUCAUGCUCUCGCCAAUGGAGGACAGCACACUACAUCUCGGUACUUGCUAGCUGACCAAAAAAUGGGAGGAUUACCAGUGGCUAUGUCGCUGCUUGUGUCGUUCAUGUCCCCGAUAACAAUUCUGGGUACUCCGGCAGAGGUUUACCUCAAUGGUAUUAUGUAUGUGUUCUUGUUACUAGCUUUUAUCUGGGUGUAUCCAGUGGUGGCUGUCCUAUUCGUACCAGUAUUCCAUGGUUUGGAUAUAAAAAGUGCAUACGAGUAUCUCGGACUCAGAUUUAAUUUCCCGCUGCGUAUGUUGGCAUCAACUAUAUUUAUCAUACAGUCGGUAUUUUACAUGGCAGUGUGUCUCAUUGGACCCGCAUUGGCUUUCGAGGCUGUUCAGAAGUUUGAAGUUUGGAAAACUGUUGUAAUUACUGGAGUAGUGUGUACGUUUUAUACAUCGGUGGGAGGUAUGAAAGCUGUUAUCUGGACUGACGUUUUUCAAUUCAUGGUUAUGCUUGUGACAGUUAUAGCAGUUAUCGUCAUGGGCUCUGCUGAAGCUGGUGGCAUGGGUCAUGUAUGGGAGAACAAUGCCGAAAAUGGCAGACUGGAUGUUCUUAACUUUUCCUUCGAUCCAAGCGUUCGUCUGACCUUACCGAACCUUGUUAUAGGUGGCGGAUUUAACUACAUCCCGGUGUUUGUCAGCCAGGCGGCAGUUCAAAGAUUCAUGACUACAAAAUCUUUAAAAGAGUCUAAGAUGGAUUCAUGCACGGGACCCCCUUCUCAGCUUUAUUUGAUGUUGACGUGUUUUUUUUCAGGUUAUAACAUAACUCCAGAGGGCGACACGAUUCCUCAUUAUGGUCCAGAGUACACUUCACCCGAUCAGAUAUUGGUUUAUUUCGUGAGCUCACAGUUUGGAAGAAUACCCGGGGUACAGGGAUUGUUCAUAGCCUGCAUUUCUGCUGGUACUCUCAGUUCUGUUUCUUCCUGUCUCAGUGCGUUGAUUGCUGUCACUUUAGAAGAUUUUAUCAAACCAUUCCGACGUUGGAGAUCCCGCCGUAGAGGGCAAAGAUUACAAGAAGAUGACACAAAAGAUACUUUGAUUUCCAAAUGUUUAACUUGCAUGUAUGGAGCUGCAGGUAUAGGGCUGGCAUUCAUUGCAUCAUACAUAGGUACAUUUGUGACAAUGGGUAAUACGAUAUUCGGUACAACCGGUGGGCCCAUGUUAGGCGCUUUUGGGCUAGGUAUGCUGUAUAAAAGAGCCAAUGGAAUAGGUGUAUUUAUUGGUACGUUACUGGGUUUUACAAUUGGUCUGUGGGUUGCUAUAGGUAAUAUUAUCUACAGAGAUAUUAUUGACGAAGUAUCGCCUAUCUACAAGCUUUCCUUCAUGUGGUACAGUGUAUUCAGUGUCGUUAUUACUACUGUUGUUGGUAUUACCAGCAGUGAAAUAUUACGCCUCAUUUUCCCGAAGGAACGAUUGAAUGCUAUUGAUCCAAAGCUACUGGCCACGUGCUUGAGACCCAGGGGUUGGCAGACUAUCCAAAAUGACGACGGUGAAAAAGAAUUGGAGGCAGUAGAGAGCGAAGACGUUGAAACUACACGUCUGUAA